Molecule: messenger RNA, 1073 nt
Organism: Emiliania huxleyi CCMP1516
Lineage: Eukaryota; Haptophyta; Isochrysidales; Noelaerhabdaceae
Exons: 1
Source: RefSeq, a predicted model, not a curated record
AUGCCGCUCGACGGCGCCGCACGCGCCGCGCUGAUCGCGCUCAUCGAGAACAGCGCCAAGCAGGCUGUCUUGGAGGGCAGCGGCAUGCCAAAGCCACCGUCCCUCGCGUCCGCCGCCGAGACGCAGUACGUGCCUCCAACCGAGGCGCUGCUGCAGGGCGCGCGGGUGAACAACCCGGUGCGCACGGUGCUCGAGCUGCGACCGCGCGCGGCCGUGACGCUCGAGGGCAGCGUCUCCGUCGCCGAUGCUGCGAAGCGGAUGGCGGCCGCCAACGCCGACGCGGCGCUUGUGCUCGGCGACGAGGACCGUGUGGCGGGCAUCUUCACGGACCGCGAUUUGGCGUCGCGCGUGCUCGGCGCGGGCCUGGACCCUCGCCGGACCAAGAUCUCGGCCAUCAUGACCGAGAACCCGCGCUGCGUGAUGGACGACGAGCCCGCGCUCACGGCGGUGAUGCUGAUGGUCGACGGCCGCUUCCGCCACCUGCCGGUCGUCGACUCGACCGAGUCUGUGGUGGGUCUGCUCGACGUGGCAAAGUGCCUGCAUGACGCGAUCUCGCACUUAGAGCUGCGCAACCUCGCGGGCGGGCAGCGCACCGCGGGCGAGCUCCUCCGCGCCACGGCGCCGCCCGACUCGACGGUGCUCGCAGACGCCACCGUAGUCGCCGCCGCCAAGCAGGCCGCGUCGCGCAAGGGCGGGGCCGCGCUGGUUGUGCGCUCCGAGGGGGGCGGCGCGCCGCGGGUGGGUGGGAUCGUCACCCCGAAGGACUUCCUCAACCGCGUCGUCGCCGUCGGGCUCGCCGCGGCCCGCACCCGCGUCGGCGACAUCAUGACUCCGUCGCCCGCGUGCAUCAAGGAGAGCGCGACGCUGCUUCACGCCCUCCACCUGCUGCAGGGGUCCGGCUUCCGGAACCUGCCCGUCGUCUCGGAGGCUGGCGAGCCGCUCGGCGUCCUCGACGUCCUCGCCGUCGUCGAGGGCGCGCUCGAGGCCGCCAGCUCGACCGACGCCCCACCGACGCCAGCGAGGCGGCCGCUGGCGCACUCCGCCGUCGGCGACUACGCGCCCGCCUCGGAGGC